UUGGCUCAAGCCUGACAAAGGGAAAGACAGAAAAAGGAAAGUCCAUUAGCUAGUCUUAAAAAAAAAAAAAAAAAAAAAAAAAAAAAAAAAAAAAAAAAAAAAAAAAAAAAAAAAAAAAAAAAAACAAAAAAAAAAAAAAAAAAAAAAAAAAAAAAAAAAAAAAAAAAAAAAAAAAAAAAAAAAAAAAAAAAAAAAAAGAAAGAAGAAAAAGCACAUAAACAAGGAAAUGGAGAUUGAGGAAAUGAGCAGCUAUGAAGCACUGCCCCUUCUGUCGUUGAAUCAUGUGUCGUUGUCGUGUAGAUCUGUUUGGGCUUCUACCUAUUUCUAUGAGGAAGUUUUGGGCUUUGUUCAAAUCAAACGACCUUCUUCUUUGAAGUUCAAUGGAGCUUGGUUAUAUAGUUAUGGCAUUGGAAUACAUUUGAUUGAGAACUUAGCUCUAGAAGAAUUUGACCCGAUUAUCGAACCACGUCCAAUUAAUCCCAGAGACAAUCACAUAUCCUUUCAGUGCACAGAUAUAGGCCUUGUGAAGAGGAAGUUGCAAGGAUUGGGAAUAAGGUAUGUGACAGCAACUAUUGAUGAUGAUGAUGGGAAUCGAGCGGAUCAAAUUUUCUUCCAUGACCCAGAUGGGUAUAUGAUUGAAAUAUGCAAUUGUGAAAACAUCCCAAUUACUCCAAUUUCUUCUUGCUCUUUCAAUUUCAUCCCUAGAAAUGUGAGAAGCUGCAAAGGGACAAUAUCCAACAAAUGUGGCUUCAUGGAGAAUGUCAUGAUGGAAAGCUUAAGCAGGGACAUGAUGGAUAUUUCAUUCUAAUAUGCUAAAAUUUCUUCUCUCUUC
Messenger RNA from Jatropha curcas, 832 nucleotides. Its product is annotated as glyoxylase I 4. The record is from RefSeq and is a predicted model, not a curated record. NCBI's taxonomy places the organism in Eukaryota, Viridiplantae, Streptophyta, Magnoliopsida, Malpighiales, Euphorbiaceae.